AUGGCAAAUCCACCUGGCAGCUCCGAUGGCAGUGGUGGCCAGGGCGUCCUCGAUAUCCCGCCCGUGAUGGCAAGUGUGCUCCGACCACAUCAAAUCAACGCUUUGCAGUUUAUCUGGAAGCACUUGGUUCUGGAGGGCGCUCUGCGCACCGCAGCCCGCACGUUCUCGUCCACCAUCGAGCAGCGCACUCGUCUCUACCAAGAAGUCUCCGGCGUCAUUCUCGGCCACUCCAUGGGCCUGGGCAAAACACUCACUUCCCUCACCUUUGCGUUGCUGUUGCAAGCGCAGGUGACGCUGAUGGCGAUGAAGCGAGAGCACCUGCGGCGGCAGCAGCAGCGCAACAACGCGACGCCCUGCAACGCAUUGCUGAAAGGCGACAGCUGCCCUGCCCUUCGCAUCUUAGUGCUGUGCCCGCGAAGUUGUGUGCUGCAUUGGCAGACAUCCAUUGCGGAGUGGGUGCAGCCACGCUACUCCGGCUCGGUGCGAUUGCAGCUGCACGUGCCCAGCGCGAUCGGCGUCACUGCGGCAUCCAGUCGCGCCGGAGGCAGGACGCUUGAUGACGUACUGCUGAACUAUUACCAAACAGGAGGUGUGCUACUGCUGGGGUACGAGGAGUAUCAACGCAUUCUCCAGUACGCGCAGGCGCACUACCGAAGCCACGCUUCGACAACCUGGCCGCGUGUGUGGUCUCUCUUGGAUCGCAUUCGCCUUCCGCUGCCGCUCAUACAGGACGUGCGGCUGCUGGACAUGAUUGAGACGGCAGAUCUCGUGAUGCUGGACGAGGCGCACCGUCUCCGUCGCAGCAGCUCCAAUUUGGUCACGGCGCUCACGCAGCACCUGCGCAACAUCCAGCUGCGGCUCGCCCUCACUGGAACGCCUUUGCAGAACCAUCUGGAAGAGUACAACACGAUGCAGUCCAUCGUGACCGGCCGCGAGCUGGACACGCAGCUGUUCCAUAAACACUUCAUUGCCCCGAUUGAGCUGGGCCAGUGCGUCGACUCCACAUACACUCAGUUCCUGGAGAUGCAGCGCUGUGUGGCGUCGCUGCGCAACUACUUUGCCGACUCGGCACAUCACUGCGGACCGGAGGUGCUGGCGUCGACGCUGCCGCCGCGCAGGGAGUACAUCUUCUUCUUCCGUCUAUCCACCGCACAGGAGGCUGCUUACAAGGCGAUGCUGAAGCGCAUUCAUCAGCAGCUGCGUGCGUCGGAGAAGGGAGACUCCGUCCUUCGGCUGCACCACCACGCCUCGCACAUUUGCCUUCAUCCGGCCCUGGCUGCGCUGGAUGACGAACACUGCAGCACUGCUGUUCUGUCGAAUGCCCAAGACACGACCGGCGAAGACAGGGUUGAGGAGGACGAUGCCGAGGAAGUCGCGGUGACGUCUUCCCUCGCCUCUCCGGUGCUGCCGACUGCGGCGCUGCGGAGCAUAAAGCUGUCCGACUCGCCAAAGCUCAGCUUCGCUUUUCACCUCACGCUUUACAUCGUACACGAACUCCAUGAGAAGGUGAUCGUGUUUUCGCAGUACCUCAGUCACCUUAAGCUCAUGGGAGAGUUGCUGGCGCAGCACGGCGUCGUCGCCCCGGCGCUGACCGGCGCAUCGUCCGACGUGGAGCGACGCCGCUGCAUUGAGGAGCUCCAGACGAGCGACACGUGCCGCGUGCUGCUGUGCUCGGUGCGUGCCGGGGGCGUAGGCAUCAAACUCACGGCUGCGAAUCACUGCAUACUGCUAGAUGUCAGCUGGAACCCUGCCGAUGACACACAAGCCACCUAUCGCCUCUAUCGAUACGGCCAGCUGCGACCUGUUACUGUGUACCGCCUCGCCACCUAUGGAACGUCCGAGCACGUUGUGUUCGCCUACGCCUUGCAGAAGUCGUGGCUGCAGAAGAAAAUCGCCGACAUCAGCGACCCGCGGAGGCAGCAGCGCCACCAAACGCGGAGUUACUUCCGUUUCCCCUGCUCGAUUCCGUUGCCGGACGGCGCACCGCCGUUCACGUCAGGCGAAGUCGCCGACGCAGCGUCCUCACCGACAGAGCAGCGUGCGUUGCUGGCGGAGCGGCGGCACGCGUACGCGAUGGAGGUCUGCGAGACGCAGUGCCCCACGGCCGCCCACGUGCUGGCCGACCACCCAGACGUGGAGGCGGCGCAUCUCGUUACGGUCAUUCCGCAGUCCACGCUGCUGCGACACAACGACGAGGACGUCAUCCGCGAGCGGGCGCGCCAGUUUGAGCAGGCAGCAGUGAAGAAGCUCGCGCACGUCCCGGUGCCAUUGCAGCUGCGCCGCAGUGACACUCCGUCGACGCAGCGUGACGAUGAGAGCCUGCUGGACGCCUGCGAAGGAGAGUUGGUGGACACGGCGCGGCAGGCGUCGCAUGUCCUCCUUACGCAUGUCUUGAGGGUGCAGGACGAUGCCCGCGGCGGUGCUGCGCGCUACCCCGACAGCGACACCGUGUCGGAGGUCCGCACGCUGGACGGAGUUCUCUGCCAGCACCUGCAGGGGCUGGUGACAGCGCCAACACUGGGCAAGCGACCGCCGCCGCGUGUACUGGCGGAAGUCCUGCUGUGGUGUUUUCAGUCUGGAGCAGAGAAGCUCGCGGGAACGCUGCUGCACGGCGGCGCACACCUGAAGCUGCGAACGUUUCUGACAAGUCGCAUCCCCGCUACCAGCCGUCACCGCCCGCGCGACGCGGCGCUGCCGACCCGAAGUCCACUGGAGGAAGCGCUGCUCUUCCGGCCUGUCUCGCUGUUGCGGGCGAUGUCACCGGUGGAGGCGACGUACGUGACGACGGAGCUCGGCUGCGACCGCCCUCUCGUGGGCCAGUGCAUGCUGAAAGGGCUGCAACUGCUCUGGAUGCGCGACGGCGGCCCCGUGCUGACCGGUGCGUCGCUGCAGGCGCUGUCGGUGCUGCUGGGCACGCGUGCGGCGGAGGAAGAGGACGAUGCGGAGGACGAGGACGGCAGCGAGAGUGACGCCGCCGCGGCGGGGCAAAGCGCUGACAGCACUGAGGUGUUGUCGCACGCGGCCCUCCGUACACUUAUUGAGUGCUUGGAGGAGCAGUGGCCCCCGUACGAGGGCCUGACGCUGCCCCCGCAGCACCUGCAGGUGGACCGUGAGGAGAUGCGCAUGGAGCGCGCCUACAACGUCGCGGCCCGCGCGCACACGGAGGGUCUCCUCCCGCUGGGCGAAGUCGCCGAGCUGCUGCACUUGCCACAGUACCGCCAGGGCCACCACGCCUACGGCUGUGCGCGGUGCCACCACCUGCUGCUGCACCGGCUGGACGCGACACACCUCGAGUGCCCGCGGUGCCACUACAACGCGGAGUUCGAAAUCCGCGCUGAUGCGCGCAUGCAGCAGCGGACGACGCUCUUUCAGCUGUCCGUCGUCGCGAACUUGCUGGACGCCUUCUCCAUCACGAAGAGCUUCGCCACCUCCUUCUCUCCCGCGGACUGCGCCGACGUGAGUGCGGUGCUGCGGGAGGUACACACCUCGCAGGCCGUGUUGGAGUUUGUGCGGUUGGUGGUGCGGGAGGGCGUGGACGUCUUCCUCAACGAGUACCCGCCCGUCUUGGUGCGAUUGAUGGGUCUGCAGCUGGGCACCGGCGAAGACGUGGGGGACCUGAGCCGGCUGCUGCUGGCGAACGGCCGCUACGCCGCGCACACGAACAUGCGCGAGCACCUUCGGCAGCGACUGGCGCAGGCCUUCGCCGACUUCGUACAUCCCAGCAAGCUGGCGCAGCUCGCAUCCAUGCCGUUUAUGUUCAUCGUGUCUGCCCUCCACUACUUCGCCCGGUACGACAAACUGACGUACGCGCAUGAGCUGCUGCUGGAGGAGUUCUCCACACCCCAUCGCAAGCUGCUGCGGUUUGCGAGCGACGCGUUGAUGAAGGUGCUCUACGUGGAGAGGCUGCUCCGUCACUGCAAGGAGAGACCGCAGCCGCUGCCUCCUGCCGCUCCGGGCACCGCCGGAGGUCCCUCUGCGCACAACGCCCAUGAGACACUGCGGGACAGCGCCAAUGUCGGUGGUAACGGCCCGGACGAAGAUGCCGUCACGUUGAGGUCUUUAUUGAGGGCCGCAUCCUCCUCGUCUUCUUCCUCUUCUUCCCCCAAAGCGUUGUCCCCACGCGGCGCAGCUUCAGCCGAAUCGUUAGCGUCUUCCGCUUGUUACUCGCUCGACAGCGGCAGCAACCACAGCGACCGCGACCCGGACUCUGAAACGAGCCGUACACAGAAUGCGGCCAAGCUUGUGGCCGGUGGCGCUCGUGCACCGGUGGUGUACAGCGUUGACAGCGACUCCGACGAUCUAAGCGGCACCGGCUCGAACUCCGCGCCCCGCAGCUCCUCCAGCUCCUUCCACUCCGCCUACUCCGAAGAUCGCGAGAGCUUCCCUGACGACAGCGGGUCGGAGGGGGACGAGGGAGAGCGACACGCACCGGUGAGUCUCGAUGCUGCCGAGACGUGGCUCGAGGCGCUGGCGAAGAAUGAGGCGGAGAUCCGCGCGCCCACUGCGGAGGAGCUGGAGAAUGAGGCCGUGCUGCAGCAGCGUGCCGCGCAGUACUGGAUUGCCUUCUGUGAGGUCUACGGCACCCACAGCGCGGAGACGCUGACGGUGUUCAUAGAGGCGGAGGAUGGCGGAGUGCAGGCACUGCCGCCGCCCCCGCUGCCGCUGUGGGUGUCACAGGCGGCUCACACGACGUUGGUGGGCAUGCGUGUGGUGGACAUGCUGGACCUCUUUCUCACGAAGCUGCUGGAGCUGUCGCAGCAGGUGCGCCUCAUCGCGUAGGGCCGCCUCGGGUGACGGUGUGUGCCGCUUUUGUGCCGCUGGCUACCUUUGCACAUCUUAUGCUGCAGCGAAGGUUUUCGUUUCGGCUGUUGCUGUCGCUCCCCGUGUCGCAGCGGCUUUUUAUUUCCGCCU
Messenger RNA from Leptomonas pyrrhocoris, 4911 nucleotides. RefSeq lists its product as hypothetical. Gene Ontology annotation, cellular component: nucleus. The record is from RefSeq and is a predicted model, not a curated record. NCBI's taxonomy places the organism in Eukaryota, Euglenozoa, Kinetoplastea, Trypanosomatida, Trypanosomatidae. The coding region runs from base 1 to 4779 and encodes 1592 amino acids. The transcript has a single exon. Gene Ontology annotation, molecular function: ATP-dependent chromatin remodeler activity; ATP hydrolysis activity; ATP binding.